Messenger RNA from Oryctolagus cuniculus (rabbit), 2694 nucleotides. RefSeq names its product villin 1 (gene VIL1). Gene Ontology annotation, biological process: barbed-end actin filament capping; actin filament severing; regulation of lamellipodium morphogenesis. The record is from RefSeq and is a predicted model, not a curated record. NCBI's taxonomy places the organism in Eukaryota, Metazoa, Chordata, Mammalia, Lagomorpha, Leporidae. Gene Ontology annotation, cellular component: lamellipodium; cytoplasm; actin cytoskeleton. Gene Ontology annotation, molecular function: phosphatidylinositol-4,5-bisphosphate binding; actin filament binding.
GGACAAAGUUCGCUCUCUCGCAGCCUGCUUGCCACAACUCCGCAGAUCUCCCAGGUGGCGGCUGCCUCCUCCAGACAGGCUCACCCCCAACCAUGACCGAGCUGAGUGCCCAAGUCAAAGGCUCUCUCAACAUCACCACCCCUGGCGUCCAGAUAUGGCGGAUCGAGGCCAUGCAGAUGGUACCUGUUCCCUCCAACACCUACGGGAGCUUCUUCGAGGGAGACUGCUACGUCAUCCUGGCUACCCACAAGACGAGCAACAACCUGUCCUACGACGUCCACUUCUGGAUCGGCCAGGCCUCGUCCCAGGACGAGCAGGGGGCGGCCGCCAUCUACACCACCCAGAUAGAUGACUUCCUGAAAGGCAAGGCCGUCCAGCACCGUGAGGUCCAGGGCAACGAGAGCGAGACCUUCCGAGGCUACUUCAAGCAGGGCCUGGUCAUCCAGAAGGGGGGCGUGGCUUCUGGCCUGAAGCAGGUGGAGACCAACUCCUAUGAAGUCCGCCGGCUGCUGCACGUCAAGGGGAAGAGGAACGUGGUGGCUGGAGAGGUGGAGAUGUCCUGGACAAGUUUCAACCGAGGGGAUGUUUUCCUCCUGGACCUUGGGAAGCUAAUCAUCCAGUGGAACGGGCCGGAGAGUAACCGCAUGGAGAGACUUCGGGGCAUGACUCUGGCCAAGGAGAUCCGGGACCAGGAGCGGGGCGGGCGCACCUACGUGGGUGUGGUGGAUGGGGAAAACGAGUCGGAGUCCCCGAAGCUGAUGGAGAUCAUGAACCACGUGCUGGGCCAGCGUCGUGAGCUGAAGGCGGCUGUGCCGGACUCGGUGGUGGAGCCGGCACUCAAGGCCGCCCUCAAGUUAUACCACAUGUCUGACUCGGGAGGGAAGAUGGUGGUGAGGGAGAUCGCCACGCGGCCACUCACGCAGGACCUGCUCAGUCAUGAGGACUGUUACAUCCUGGACCAAGGGGGCCUGAAGAUCUUCGUGUGGAGGGGGAAGAAUGCCAACGCCCAGGAGAGGAAGGAGGCCAUGAACCAGGCGCUGAACUUCAUCAAAGCCAAGCAGUACCCGCCGAGCACGCAGGUGGAGGUGCAGAAUGACGGGGCCGAGUCGGCCGUCUUCCAGCAGCUCUUUCAGAAGUGGACGGUGCCCAACCGGACCUCAGGCCUGGGCAAGACCCACACCGUGGGCUCCGUGGCUAAGGUGGAGCAGGUGAAGUUCGACGCCAUGUCCAUGCACGUCCAGCCUCAGGUGGCUGCCCAGCAGAAGAUGGUGGAUGACGGGAGUGGGGACGUGCAGGUGUGGCGCAUUGAGAACGUGGAGCUGGUGCCUGUGGAGUCCAGGUGGCUGGGCCACUUCUUCGGGGGUGACUGCUACCUGCUGCUCUACACCUACCUGAUCGGCGAGAAGAAGCACUACCUGCUCUACAUCUGGCAGGGCAACCAGGCCAGCCAGGAUGAAAUCGCAGCUUCAGCCUACCAAGCUGUGAUCCUGGACCAGAAGUACAACGACGAGCCGGUCCAGAUCCGGGUCACGAUGGGCAAGGAGCCGCCCCACCUCAUGUCCAUCUUCAAGGGACACAUGGUGGUCUACCAGGGGGGCAGCUCCCGAGACAACAGCAACCUGGACCCGGCAACGACCACGCGGCUGUUCCAGGUCCGGGGCACGGGCGUUAACAACACCAAAGCCUUCGAGGUGCAGGCCCGGGCCACGUCCCUCAACUCCAACGAUGUCUUCAUCCUUAAGACCCCGUCCUGCUGCUACCUGUGGUGUGGGAAGGGCUGUAGCGGGGACGAGCGCGAGAUGGCCAAGAUGGUAGCUGACACCAUUGCGCGGACGGAGAAGCAGGUGGUGGUAGAAGGGCAGGAGCCGGCCAACUUCUGGAUGGCUCUGGGCGGGAAGGCCCCCUACGCCAACACCAAGAGACUGCAGGAGGAAAACCUGGUCAUCACGCCCCGGCUCUUCGAAUGCUCCAAUCAGACCGGGCGCUUUCUGGCCACGGAGAUCCCUGACUUCACUCAGGACGACCUGGAAGAGGAAGAUGUGUUCCUGCUGGACGCCUGGGACCAGGUCUUCUUCUGGAUCGGGAAGAACGCCAACGAGGAGGAGAAGAAGGCUGCAGCCGUCACCGCGCAGGAGUACCUCAAGACCCACCCCAGCGGCCGCGACCCCGAGACCCCCAUCAUCGUGGUGAAGCAGGGCCACGAGCCCCCCACCUUCACGGGCUGGUUCCUGGCGUGGGACCCCUUCAAAUGGACUAACACCAAAUCCUAUGAGGACCUGAAGGCGGAGAUUGGCUACUCUGGGGACUGGAACGAGAUCUCUACUGAGGUCACAAACCCCAGCGUGGACAUGUUCAACGCCUACACCAGCCUUAGUUCCGGGCCUCUGCCCGUCUUCCCCCUGGAGCAGCUGGUGAACAAGUCUGUGGAGGACCUCCCUGAUGGGGUGGACCCCAGCCGGAAGGAGGAGCACCUGUCCGUUGAAGAUUUCACCAAGGCCUUGGGGAUGACUCCGGCUGCCUUCUCCGCCCUGCCUCGAUGGAAACAACAGAACCUCAAGAAAGAGAGAGGACUGUUCUGAGAAGCAGAACUGUGGUUGGAAAGCAGUGCCCUACCUUGCUUUGAGGGUUUCCUUGCUUUUAUUACUGGGAUUAGUCCUUUGCCGGUUGAAGUGAAGUUUUAAAUUGUACCUGUGA